Molecule: messenger RNA, 2127 nt
Organism: Cornus florida
Lineage: Eukaryota; Viridiplantae; Streptophyta; Magnoliopsida; Cornales; Cornaceae
Product: rust resistance kinase Lr10-like
Exons: 3
Coding region: 104-1912 (602 amino acids)
Biological process (GO): protein phosphorylation
Molecular function (GO): ATP binding; polysaccharide binding; protein kinase activity
Source: RefSeq, a predicted model, not a curated record
UGCAAUUUUGCUGGUCAAAUACUGGAAACUACCUCGCGGAGAUACCAUACCCCAUCAAAUCUGUUUUAAAGAGGGGCUGUGGAGAUUAGGUGGUGACUUUGAAAUGGCCAAAUUUCUCUUGCAGUACUUGUUACUAAUAUUGUUUGCAAGCCUAGGAGAAGGCGACGAUAAGUGCAAGGUUUCCAGGUGCGAGGAGCAGGGUCCGGCCAUCCGUUUCCCCUUCCGGCUUAAAGACGACAACCAAACGGUGUCGGUGACAGUGCAGGGCCACCGUGCCUAUCCCUAUCCCGAGUUUGAGUUAACGUGCGACGAGAGAAAUCAAACCGUGCUCCACCUGCCAGAUUCAGUAAAUCUGCUUGUGGACGAGAUUGAUUACAAUUCUCAAAAGAUUUCCCUGUAUGACAGGGAACGGUGCCUUCCAAGACAGCUUAAAUUCCUCAAUUUAUCUCUCUCUACUUUUUACUAUGUCGAGUCUAAUUACGCUGAGUGUAAUUACGCUUUGUACAAUUGUUCUGCACGAGAUAGACAUUUAGAUUACUUCAUCCCUUGCCUUAGUACUGUUCAUGGAUAUAAAAUUUAUGCCGUUGAUUGCUUCAACUAUUAUUCCCUGACUUCCUGCACAAGGAUUGGUAACUACACUUAUUCUGUAUUUGACCAGAGUGACAAUCUUUUUUUGUAUUGGUACGAACCAAAUUCCCCAAUAUGGUGUGGCUAUGAUAUUCAAUAUUCCAACUACAUGCCUCAGCCUGAAACACCAAAAGGUUCAUCAAUAAAACAAAUUGUGACAGCUACCGUGAUCUCAGUUUUCUUAGUUCUUGCUCUCGUAGUUGUUGUAGUUGUCGUACUCUAUCGUGUCAAUAGCUCAAACAAAGCAUUGAAAGAAGAUCAAGCAAAGAUUGAAAUUUUUUUGGAGGACUAUAGAGCUCUCAAGCCCUCAAGAUACUCUUAUGAUGAUAUCAAAAAGAUCACAAAUCAAUUCAAAGAAAAACUGGGGCAAGGGGGUUAUGGGACCGUUUUCAAAGGAAAACUUUCCAAUGAUAUUUUUGUAGCUGUUAAGGUUCUCAACAAUUCAAAAGAAAAAGGAGAUGAGUUCAUCAAUGAAGUGGGAACAAUUGGUAGAAUCCACCAUGUGAAUGUGGUUCGCUUGGUCGGCUUCUGUGCUGAUGGAUCUAGUCGAGCUCUUGUUUACGAGUUCUGCCCAAAUGAUUCUCUAGAAAAGUUCAUAUUUUCAGAAGAUCAGAAGAACCAUUUCCUUGGUUGGGAGAAGCUACAAGAAAUUGCUGUGGGCAUAGCCAAAGGAAUUGAAUAUCUUCAUCAAGGGUGUGAUCAAAGAAUCCUUCAUUUUGAUAUCAAACCUCACAAUAUAUUGUUGGACCAUAAUUUCAACCCAAAGAUUUGUGAUUUUGGCCUAGCAAAGUUGUGUUCCAAGGAACAAAGUGCUGUCUCUAUGACUGCUGCAAGAGGGACCAUGGGUUAUAUUGCUCCAGAAGUCUUUUCAAGAAAUUUCGGGAAUGUGUCAUAUAAAUCAGAUGUAUAUAGCUUUGGAAUGUUGUUGCUUGAAAUGGUUGGUGGGAGGAAAAAUAUUGAUGUAAAAGUAGAGAACACUAGCCAAACAUACUUUCCAGAAUGGAUUUAUAAUCGUUUAUAUCAAGGAGAAGAGCUAGGUAUGAUCAGCAUCGAGAAAGAGGAACAUGCUAAGAUAGCAGAGAAAUUAGCUAUUGUUGGGCUCUGGUGCAUUCAGUGGUAUCCUGUGGAUCGGCCUUCCAUGAAAAUUGUGGUUCAAAUGCUGGAAAAAGAAGGAAACAACUUGACCAUACCACCAAAUCCUUUCGCUUCUGCAUCAGAAACGAACACAAGUUCAAUUAAGCCUGCAAGAGCUUUCAAUAGAGAGUUGACAGUUAUUUUAGAAUGAAAUUAAGAGCACAAUUGCAGAUGUUUCUUGCUGGUAUUGCAUAAAUAUUAAUAAUAUGUAGGCAACAUGUUGUACUCAUCUAGCGAAUCUUGAAUUAGUUUUUUUUUUUUUUUUCCCUCUAUCUUGUAUAAGUUUCCAUGGCUUGCAAUAUGGAUGUAAUGUUAUUAGAAAAAGCAUCUUAAUUAUGGUGUCAAAUCACAACUUCAUUGGUGAAA